Moneuplotes crassus is the source of this 396-nucleotide messenger RNA. Lineage: Eukaryota; Ciliophora; Spirotrichea; Euplotida; Euplotidae. The record is from the annotation of a GenBank genome assembly.
UUAUGUACAAAUAUAUGUCAGACCUAAAUGAAGACUUUAGUGUUCCUAGUGAAGCUAGUAGGCACCCAAUCAGGGCCAUUAGUAUCAACAACAACAUUUUGAUCAUGGAUAAAGGCAAAGCGAGCCUUGGCAGAAUCAACUCAUGAAAGACGGCCAGACCAGUUCACCUUAAGUUGCAUAAUAUGUCAAUGCUUAAGGAUAUGUCUUUCAAUAAUCAAGAAUUUUGAGAAAGAACGAAAGAUGAGGGGCGCUACAAGACGGUAAUCUCUUGUUCCCCGAUCAAAAAACCAAUAAAAGAGGUUUCAUCCUCGAAGGAGUCUAUGAGGUUGCUGCGACAGCAGUCCUCGAGGACUCUAAUGGCAGAUCUCCUUAAAUAAUUUAACUUAUAAUUACAAC